AUGGACGACUUCCCCAAAAACUUGAUUAUCGGAAUCGUCGUCUCCGCCGUCGUGGUCGUAGUAUCCAUUUGUCUCAUUUACUAUCUCGCCCUCAACUGGUCCAAGCUGGUUCGCCGAGUUGCACCCAACCGCUUUGCGGAACCGCCAAGCGAAAAGACAGAAUGGCCGCAGCUGGGAAAAUCCGUCGAGACCGACUUUUCACCAACGUCCUCGUCCAUAUCCUCACCUAGAUCGUCGAGGAUGAGCCCCGACCCGGUGAUCAGUCACUUUAAAUCCGAUGACGGCGAACCAAUUACACCCCCUCCCAACGUAAAGGCAUAG
Molecule: messenger RNA, 321 nt
Organism: Daldinia caldariorum
Lineage: Eukaryota; Fungi; Ascomycota; Sordariomycetes; Xylariales; Hypoxylaceae
Exons: 1
Coding region: 1-321 (106 amino acids)
Source: RefSeq, a predicted model, not a curated record